UGGUAAAAGCAGACCUAUAGAACCAAACAACAUACAAAUGCAUCAUACCACCGUAACACAACCCUAACUACUCUAUAUACUAGCAUUUUAGCAUGCAGCAAAAGGAAUCCUUCAGCUGGGAGGAGUACCUGAGGGAGACCUCCUCUGUGGCCGCUUCUCCCAGCUGUUUCAGACAGUCCAGGGGCCCCCCCCACCAACGACUUCAAGGCGGGGAUGAAGCUGGAGGCCCGAGACCCCCGCAACUCCCACUCGGUGUGCAUCGCCACGGUGAUGGGCAUGAUGGGCACCCGGCUGCGCCUGCGGCUGGACGGCAGCGACAACACCAACGACUUCUGGCGGCUGGUCGACUCGUCGGACAUCCAGCCAAUCGGGACGUGCGAGAGGAAGGGCGACAUGCUGCAGCCGCCGCUGGGCUUCAGGAUGAACGCGUCCUCCUGGCCCAUGUUCCUCCUGAGGACGCUGAGCGGGGCGGAGAUGGCGCCGGCCGCCGCCUUCAAGAAGGAGCCGUCCAUCCCUCUGAAGAACCACUUCCUGCCGGGCAUGAAGCUGGAGGCGGUCGACAGGAAGAACCCCUACCUCAUCUGCCCGGCCACCGUGGGCGAGGUCAGAGGUCAGGACAUCUUCGUGAUGUUCGACGGAUGGCGGGGCGCCUUCGACUACUGGUGCCCGUGUCACUCCCGGGACAUCUUCCCGGUGGGCUGGUGCUUGCUGACCAAGCACAGCCUGCAGCCGCCCGGAAACUUCUUCACCCUUCCCAGCGCGCUGCUGGCGCCCGUCUCCUCCUCCUCCUCCUGCUCCUCCUCGCUGGCCACCCGGCGCUCCUCCGCGACCAGCGGCGGCUCCUGCUCCUCCAUGCAGACCUCGUACCGGCUGCCCAACCCGCUGCCCCCGCUGCCCGUCCGCAAGGGCGUGCGCGGCCGACGGCCCAAGCUGCAGACCAUCGCCCUGCUGAAGGCGGCGGCGGAGGCGGCGGCGGCGGCGGCCGAGGCCCACGGCUCCGCCCACGGCGCCGGGCCCCCGCUGGCGCCCAGGAUCCACAAGAAGAGGGGCCCCAAACCCGGCAGCAAGAGGAAACCCCGGGUGGUGCAGUCGCUGGGGGGGUCGACCGUCGCCACGCCGACCCCGGAGACCCGCUUCAGCUCCAGCCACGCUUCAACAGACAGUAACCAUAGCAACGGCUCGAACGUAGUCUGCACAGUGUGUGUGUACAUCAACAAGCACGGUGACUACGGCCCCCACCUGGACAGGAAGCUGGUGCAGCAGCUCCCCGACCACUUCGGGCCGGCGCCGGUCAACGCCGUGCUGCAGCAGUCGGUGCAGGCGUGCGUGGACUGCACCUACACCCCCGCCGUGCUCCUGCCCUUCCUGCAGAGCCAGGCCCACACGGGCGGGGAGGUCAUCCGAGUGCGCUCGGACCACGGUAUCCGCUACGUGAAGCUGCCGUCGGCCUCGAGCACCUCGUCCGUGCUGCGCUUCCUGGAGACGCUGUGCCAGCACCUGCAGAGCGACUGCCUGUUCAGCUCCCAGCCCUUCAGCCCGCAGGCCAAGAGCCAGCUCUACGAGCGCACCAAGAGCGAACCCCUCCACCACGGGGAGAACGGCCUCUCAGGGGAGGACUCCAAGACGGACAUGGUGUCCGCCGCCAGCGGCCGCUCCCUCCGCACGCAGUCGGAGUACCGCUCGCCGCAGACGGAGCGGCCCUUCUACACGCCCCACGCCCGCGCCACGCCCCCCCAGAGGACGCUCAGCUCCAACCCCCCCGACCUGGGACCCCCGCACAUCCACCGCCGCGUCGAGGCUAGCUCGACGACGGGACCUGAUCACAUGACCCAGGACCGGGAGGGGGCGGGGUCCGCCGCGGCGUCCUGGUCGGUCGAUGACGUCAUCCGGUUUGUGCAGGAGGCGGACCCCCAGACGCUCGGGCCCCACGUCGAGCUGUUCAGGAAACACGAGAUUGACGGCAAGGCGUUGAUGCUGCUCCGCAGUGAUGUCAUCAUGAAGUACAUGGGCCUGAAGCUUGGCCCCGCCCUCAAACUCUGCCACCACAUUGAGAAGCUCAAGCAGGCCAAACCUUAGAGGGCGACCUCACUUCCUGUGGGCGUGUGUUUUUCCGACCGGACACACCCACAAAACAACUAUGCUCUAUAACACAAUCUCGGCGCAGCUCUGCCGCGCCCUGUCUCUCUCUCUCACACACACACACACAGACACACAGACACACACACAUAUACACACAUAUACAGACACACACACAUAUACAGACACACACAGACGCACACAGACACACACACACACACAUAUAGACACAUAUACAGACACACACACAUAUACAGACACACGCACACACACCGCGUCCCAUGGGAUGACAAAAUGCUGGCAUUGGACAUUUUCUUCCGGAAAGAACUUCAGAAAGGACUCAGUGACCCCAGGAGGGAAAGGCCUGGUACCGCAGUGUUCAGACCGCUCUGUUGGUGGACACUAGACCAUGUGCUGUAGGGUUUUAAAUGCAAUAACACAACACUUGACCGAUGGCUUCCAUACUCGACCGCAGGAACUGUUUUCAGCCGAGCAGGCGAAGAUAGGACCACAAGGACGACCAGAUCCUGAAUGAGAUGACACACACCCCGCAGACGUUAUGAUGCGAAGGAGACCACUCUUCUGAGCUUCAUAUUCUUUCCGUGUAAACACGUUAGUAUGUGUAGAUAUCUUGUGAUCUAUUCUAGUACAUCUAGUAUCUGAAAUAUUUAAGUGUGCCUGUUCUCUUCCUGUAAGAUGUUCCAGGUCAGAUGUUUCUCUUUCAGCGUGGACAGAUAAAAACAAAGGUGGUUACAAAUGUAAAAGGAUAGCUUAUGAAACGGUUCAGAACGCCCCGAUAUAAUCCGAACGAGAGAAACUGUUUUGUAAAUAGAUAUGUUGAAAAGUUGUUUUUAUACAUUUUUUUUUACUUCUGUAUCAAGCGAGUGUAAAUGUUUUUUUUGUUGUUGUUCUGCCUGCAAUGGAUUUGUGUGCAACCUCAGAUAUCUACAGGUUAAUAAGAUAACAGCGUACAUGUGCUAGUCUUGAAGUAGCCUAUUUAUCCGUUCAUAAUGGAGGAAGUGCUCGUUUUCGGAACAUUUCAGAACCAUGUUUUUGCUUGAUUUUGAUUGUUUUUUCCCGACAAUCUGUUUUCUCUUGUAGCGUUUGUUGCGUUUCGACCUCACUGUUGAGAAGUUACAAUACUUGAAGCUGUCCUGCUUUAAGGUGAAACUCAGGUUUUGAUAGGCCUCAUUGUAUAGAAUUAAUUUGAUUUGAAACAUUGCCAACAUUUUGUGUUCAUUGCCAUACUGCAUGCCCAGCAGUUAUACAUAAAUAUAUUAUUGUUAUUAUAUUAUUUUGCCUUAAAAACAAUGGAUACAUAUAAUCAUGUUUUAUUGUUGAAAAUGUGUUUCAUACGUUUUAUAUGCAUCCACACAAUUAAACAUUUUACAAAAUG
This is a messenger RNA of Gadus morhua (Atlantic cod), 3472 nucleotides long. It is a transcript of the gene scml2, whose product is annotated as Scm polycomb group protein like 2. The coding region runs from base 214 to 2076 and encodes 620 amino acids. Gene Ontology annotation, molecular function: histone binding; chromatin binding. Gene Ontology annotation, biological process: negative regulation of DNA-templated transcription. Lineage: Eukaryota; Metazoa; Chordata; Actinopteri; Gadiformes; Gadidae. The transcript is spliced from 12 exons. The record is from RefSeq and is a predicted model, not a curated record. Gene Ontology annotation, cellular component: nucleus.